Messenger RNA from Dermacentor andersoni, 1936 nucleotides. RefSeq lists its product as uncharacterized. Lineage: Eukaryota; Metazoa; Arthropoda; Arachnida; Ixodida; Ixodidae. The record is from RefSeq and is a predicted model, not a curated record.
UGCGCGGUAUACGCAGACACUGCUGUUUCACGUCAUGGUGGAGAGAAUUUUAAUAAAAGACAAGAGAUAAAUAAUUAAACUUACAGAAGCAAGUGAUUAUCUUGCAAAUUUCACCAGACAGACGUUUUGCGUCGGUAAUAGAUUUACUAUUGAAUCAAUGGACCUCCAGACUCUACGGAGUUCCCACGAAUUCCUCCUUUUCUUUGCCGUGGCGAACUAUCAUCAUCGUCAUGUGCGCGUGAACGUGGCCCGGCCUCGAGACGUUCGAUUUCGCUUCGCUGUCAGCAUCCCCCUUGACUGCGCGCCGCUUGCCGAAGGCCACUGGAUACUUCAGGCCCGCCGUCGACGUCAAGUCUGAACACGGCUCUCCGAGCAGCUUCACGAUCAGGAUGACGCUAUAAAGGCCUUACAAGCGCCAGCGGACGAGAUCCUUAAGCGAUCGUCACGUUCAAGCAGCCAGGCAAGACGUCUUCCGCUGGAAAGCUUUGUUACCUAUUAAUUGCCACGGUUUGCAAGAAAACGGACCCCUAAGCAAUCCGCCAUGAAUCCAGGCAACCUCAAACGAUUGCGUCGAGGCUGUGGCUUUCCUCGAUGUUCGCGCUUGAAGAUACGGCGCCACAUCGCUCGGAGCCAGCUGUGGGCGGUGGCCAAAUUCCGGAGCUGCCGACGGCGUUACCCUGGACAACGGGUGACAAAUAUCGUGGGUGCUAAGAAGCCAGCCUACGGCAGCAGAUUUGGGUUCCAGACUUCGCCGCUGCUUUUGUGGAUGAAACCUGUCUUCCACGGCGACGGCUCGCAACUUGAGGGCAUUCAACGCCAAGCUGGAGUGAGAGUGCCCACCUCGCCGUCCAAGCUACGCUGUUUUCAGAGCCUCACCGACCCACAGUUAUGCUUCAUGAAAAAGAACCUGCGUUCGCCUCUAGAAAGUAGCCUCUAUGAGACACCUCAUCACAUGACCGACUCACCCUCCGUGCCGUGGGGCUUUCUUCGGCUACGCGACAGGUCUCGGAUGCCGUUUGCGACCAAAAAAGCUCCAGACGCUGCACGUGUCGCCAACUCUGCAGAACGCGUUACCGUCUUUCCGAGCGAGAUCUUCAAGAGGCGCGAGAGGAAGACAACGCUAGAAGACAACCAGACUACACAGGGUGCCGGAACGCUUGGACUUGAGACGCCGCCACGGCUUUUGUCGCCUGUUUCGGGACCCGACAAGAUGUCCGACUCCGUCUGUCUCCGUCAGCGCGUCGUCUGCCCUCAGCGCGUCGUCUGCCCUCAGCGCGUCGUCUGCCCUCGUGCUUCGAAUCGGCUGUUUCUAACAUCGAUGCCCUCGCGACUGACGCCGCUUGUGGCUGCAGAGGAAGCACCCGCGUCGCUGCGCGCUGCUGCAGCGCAUACGUCUCGUUCCGUGCCAGCCAGCCUCUGCGUUAUCUGCGCCUUCAAGUGGGCGAGACUCCGCAGAAGCAGCCUGACGCUUCCGGGUGGCGCUGCUCGCGGCCACUGUUGCCGGCCUCCACGUCGCCGGUUCGCUUUGACGGAAGUACUUCGGGUGCUGGUUGCUGGAAGGGAUAGAGCCGGGCCGGCGCCGCGCAGGCUAUCAUCAUCGUAAUGUGCAACAUUCUCCUGGUGGUGCGCGUGAGCGUGGCACGAGACGUUCGAUUCCACUUCGCCAGCCUGGCUGCGUGGCGCUCAUCCGAGGUCAAGGACCGCUGACGUCGCGUCCGAACAAGAUCCUCCGAACACCGUCAGUAUCAAGGGAACGUUGAAAGCACAUCGCCAUCAUUACGCGAUCCUUAGCAGCCACGCAAGAUGCCCUUCGCCGGCGAGUUCUGCUCUACUGCUCUGUUGCCAACUUACAAGGGGUCGAGACCUUGUCAAGCUGUCCAAGCUUUUAGUCCUGUAAUCCUCCUUUUUUAAGGAAAUAAAUUGAUUGAUUGAUUGA